AUGGUUAAUUUGACAAACGUUGAUAUCAAUGAUUUAAUAAAUAGAGAAAACAUUCGAAAAGAUUUAGAAAAGAAAAUAAUACAAAUGAUUGAUGAAUUAGAUGGAAAUGUAUUCGUUAAAAUGCAUAGAAGUCCAAAAGAUGCUUAUGAAAGUAAAAUUUUUUUUAUGAAAAAUUAUUGAGAUUUUGUUCGAUUAGCUCUGAGUAAAGAAAUCAAUGAUGAAUAGUCUCGUUUAUGGGAUUUGAAAUCAGAUAAAUAUCCUCCUUUAUAUUUUAUGAAAAUUCAAAAUAUUCAUCAGUUAAAAUUACUUUUUAGAACUAGUGAUCGUCUUUCUCAAGACUGAGAAGAUAUUUCUUUAAAUGGCAAAUUAAUUUUAAGAAAAUGGCUUGAUCAUAUUCCAAUUGAAUAUCGAUGUUUUGUAUGUAAUGGAAAACUAAAUGCUAUAUCAGCAUAUGGUUCCAACAAUUAAGAUUCUAUCAUGAAUGAAAAACAAAUGAGAGAUUUUAUAAAUUCUAAAUCUUUCCAAGAUAUUAUUUUAACAAUUCCAUAUAGUCAUGGGGUUGUUGAUUGUUCAAUAUAUUCAACUAAUUAUGAAGU
This is a messenger RNA of Rotaria sp. Silwood2, 596 nucleotides long. The record is from the annotation of a GenBank genome assembly. NCBI's taxonomy places the organism in Eukaryota, Metazoa, Rotifera, Eurotatoria, Philodinida, Philodinidae.